CUGCUGUCAAUCAAUCUAUCCUUCUCGCUUGGGGUGGGCUGGUCUUCUACUGUCUCGCUUGUGGUGAUCUGGUCUCCUACUUUGUUUCAUUCUCUUACACUUCCAGAUGGCAGCAACGCCAUAGCACAGCGUCGACCUUUCGCCACACCUUGGUCCAGUUCGCGUCGCCCAGCGCACGCGACACCUUCUAUUCGCAACGCUCCUUUAGCCAUGUUUCGAUACAGAAGAUACCGCGUCUUCGUAGCAUUUGCCUUCAUUGCCGUCUUUGCGCUAUACAAGUUUAGCAACUCGGGCCCGUCAUGGCGGGAAGCUGCAUCGAAUGCAGCAGCUGGAUUCAAGAGCGGAGCUGAGAAUGCUCCGCAAGUAGACACGAAGCCGCGCCCAGUGGUAGCGCACGAGACGAAGAGUCCGAAACUCGACAUAGCCGCAGCGUACAGUCAACAGCCGCUGCAGACACCACCGCCCCUGAAAACCCCGCCGCCUCGAUCGUCGGCGCGUCCUGUAGUGACCGAGAAGCAGCAGAAGCCGACCAUUCCUACACCUAUAUGGCCUCAACCGCCCGUCAACCCCAAUCCCCUUGACCACAGCCUUACCGUGUCGACAAGCAUCGAAGCAAUUCAUUGGACGAAGCUGCCCGAGCACUUCCCCGUUCCUUCCAAGUCGCUCAUCAAACUCCCCUCUGGCAAGCCGAAGCCGAUGCCAAAGAUACAGUUCAAGUUCAAGCCCGAAGAUGCUGCGACGAAAGCAGACCGGCUCUCGAAGCUGGACUCGAUCAGGGGAGUGUUCAAGAAGUCGUGGAGUGGCUAUAGGAAACACGCAUGGCUCCACGAUGAGCUAAGGCCCGUGUCUGGGAAUUACCGGGACCCUUUCGCCAAUUGGGGUGCUACUUUGGUGGACGCUCUGGACACACUAUGGAUAAUGGGCUUGAAGGAUGAGUUUGAAGAGGCAGCCAAAGCAGUAGACUCGAUCGACUUCAGUACUACUGCCUCGCGCGCAGAUAUUCCGCUGUUUGAGACGACGAUUCGAUAUCUUGGAGGUCUGGUUGCGGCGUACGAUCUCAGUGGCAAGAAGUACAAGAAUCUCUUAGAUAAAGCUGUGGAGCUUGCUGAGAUCCUCAUAAGCGCUUUCGACACACCGAACCGGAUGCCUGAGACGUACUAUUAUUGGAGACCCCAAUUUGCAUCCCAGAGGCAUCGUGCCAGCCCCCGAGUAGUAUUGGCUGAAAUCGGAUCGUUGUCCAUGGAGUUCACCAGACUAGCACAGCUUACGGGUGAGCAUAAAUACUACGAUGCGAUUGCACGCAUUACAGAUCACCUAGAAGAAUUCCAGAAUAACACAAGACUCCCGGGCAUGUGGCCAACAUACCUGGAUGCUUCUGGUUGCGGCAAGGUCUACGUCGACCUACCCCCUCAGGAACCGUUAAGAGCUCCAGAGGGCCUGCUGGAAGAUGACUUUGAUGACACUGCGUUACCUAUUCCAACAGAGGUGCUUUCUCUGGAGGGCAAGAAACAUGUUCCUUUGAACUUGCCGGACCCAAUCGUCCUAAGUCCCAACGGAUCUCCGCCGAAACCCAAAGGUUCGAUCGUACCUGGAAGAACGGAAAAGGACAUGAUUCGUGACUGGAAUGGCGAUCCGCUGGAGAAACGACAACUCGAUGUUGAUCUCACUGAACCUCUAAAAUUGGCGCAGGACGCUGACAAAACCUCAUCGGCGAAGGCGACCAUGCCGACACCUCCUGAGUGUGUACCACAGGGCUUUGUAUCAUCAUCUGACUACGGUCGCGAGGAGUUUACGCUUGGUGGCAUGUCGGAUUCGACGUACGAGUAUUUGCCAAAGGAAUAUUUGCUGCUCGGCGGCCAGGUCGAAAAAUACCGAACCAUGUACGAGCAGUCUAUGGAUGUGGUCAAGGAGCACCUGAUCUUCCGACCGAUGCUGCCAAAUGAAGAUGACAUCCUCUUCUGCGGUAAACUAAACGUACCUUCGAAUACGGACGACACCAAAGUCGGAGACCUUGAUGCUGAAAAUGCACAUCUCACCUGCUUCGCUGGCGGUAUGUUUGGUAUGGGCGCAAAGCUUUUCGACCGUCCCGAGGACCUUGAGAUUGCAAAGAAAUUGACAGAGGGCUGCGUGUGGAGCUAUAGCAUGACUCCGAGCGGCAUAAUGCCGGAAUCUUUCGAGGCCGCUCCCUGUGAAAACACAAAGGAGUGUACAUGGAAUGAGACGGCGUAUUGGGAGAUACUUGAUCCACGAUCAGAGUAUCGCCUGAAGAACUAUCGGGACCAGUUAAAGGUGUACAACGAACAGCUAGCCUCAGCCUCAUCGUGGUACGAUGCACAACUUGCUACCAUGACAGCACACCCCUCUGCAGACGUUGUUUUCAAAGCACAAGCCACACAAACUUCAAUAUAUGCGGAUACGCUGGAUAAGCGGCAGCUUGCCGAUCAAGAAGGCGAUUUAGAUAUCGCCGUCCGGCCCUCCCCUUCCAUAGCCAAUAGUCAGAACAGAGAAUCGGUCAUGGGUGGCGAGCCCGAGGAAGGCGAGGGCCCGCCAACCAAGGUCCAGCCUUUGUUGAACAUUGAGGAGGUGGCACCGCAGCCGAGCUUAACAUUGCCUGCUUUUCCGAUGCUCUACUCUCCACAUCCACCGUUGAACCAUAAGCAUUAUGUUCAGAAUCGAAUCCAAGAAGAACGGUUGCCGAAAGGUGUGACAAGGAUUGGGGCAAGAAACUAUAUCCUCCGUCCCGAAGCAAUUGAAUCUGUCUGGUACAUGUACCGCAUAACCGGCGACUCGCACUGGCGAGAAGCCGGCUGGCGUAUGUUCCUUGCCAUCAACGAGCAUACGUCCACGCUCUACGGUAAUUCGGCCAUUGACGACGUUACCAAAACUAGCCCACAAUUAAACGAUGAGAUGGAGAGCUUUUGGUUAGCAGAGACGUUGAAAUAUUUCUACUUGCUAUUUGAAGAGGAAAAUGUAUUGAGCUUGGAUGAUUGGGUACUGAAUACAGAGGCGCAUCCUUUCAAAAGGCCUACAUAGAAGUCAUCGAUUUGUGACUGUUUGCGGGAUUUGGCUAUUUUGGCGUGUGCUACUUUGUUUGAUGGUUCCGGGGAGUGCUUGGUAUUCUGCAUCGAGUAUGGGUAUAUGUUGAACAGUAUAGGGCACGAAGCUCUACAGCAUUUUAUGGAGUUAUGUCUUUCCUGGUAACCUAACGUAGGAUAUCCCAAUAAGUUAGACCACAGCGCAGCAUAUAGAACAUUGUGGUCACCUUCGAUAACUGGUUUUAUUCUAGUAGCGCAUGUUUUGAUGUUGAAUAUAGAAGGCUUAUAUUGGACAACCUCUAUGGCGAUGAGCUAUGCCUCCGAGCUACCAUGAGCUUCGCGAAACUCUUUGGAGAACAACGACGUUAUUGAGUCGCCC
This is a messenger RNA of Cucurbitaria berberidis CBS 394.84, 3414 nucleotides long. RefSeq names its product glycoside hydrolase family 47 protein. The record is from RefSeq and is a predicted model, not a curated record. The transcript is spliced from 2 exons. Gene Ontology annotation, molecular function: mannosyl-oligosaccharide 1,2-alpha-mannosidase activity; calcium ion binding. Gene Ontology annotation, cellular component: endoplasmic reticulum; Golgi membrane. Bases 211 to 3033 code for a protein of 940 amino acids. Gene Ontology annotation, biological process: carbohydrate metabolic process; N-glycan processing. Lineage: Eukaryota; Fungi; Ascomycota; Dothideomycetes; Pleosporales; Cucurbitariaceae.